AUGGUCAUCUCGUGGACUCUAUUUGUCUAUUCAGUAGUUUCGUCGAUCAACCUGUGGCCAACAAAAGAUCAGAUACAACAAGCUCUCCCAUUCGAGACGAGGAAGAAUUAUCCUUAUGUUCGUGUGAUUGUUGAUUGUAUGGAGUUUGAAAUCGAGCAGCCAGCCAACCCCCAAACUCAACAAGACACAUGGUCAACAUAUAAGAACACAAGCACUGCAAAAGGUCACAAAAAACAAAUAUUUAUCUUCUCAUAUUCUUCUCUUUUUCUUACAGGAUUAGUUGGCAUUACGCCAAAUGGUAUUGUUUCUUAUAUCUCACCUUUAUAUGGAGGUGCUACUUCUGACAAAGCCAUUAUCAAUAUGGAUGGAUCUCAGAGUUUGAUCGAGUUAUUAGAAGAUGGCGAUGAUAUAAUGUCUGAUCGCGGCUUUUCUCUUGAUUCCAAAUAUACUCACCUUACACUCAUCCAUCCACCAUUUCUUGAUCGACAGAAACAACUAUCAUCGCAACAAGUUUUACAAACACGUAUUAUUGCGAGGCACCGCAUCCACGUUGAACGUUGCAUGGUAUCCGGAAUACUGUGGCGAUCAAUGCGAUUCAUACAAUCCAGCGGAUACGAUGACAAUCCAGAGGACCCACAAUCCUGGGAUCCACUUUUCCCCCGUGCUAUUAUUUCAUAA
Molecule: messenger RNA, 678 nt
Organism: Rotaria socialis
Lineage: Eukaryota; Metazoa; Rotifera; Eurotatoria; Philodinida; Philodinidae
Source: the annotation of a GenBank genome assembly